Molecule: messenger RNA, 399 nt
Organism: Opisthorchis viverrini
Lineage: Eukaryota; Metazoa; Platyhelminthes; Trematoda; Opisthorchiida; Opisthorchiidae
Exons: 2
Coding region: 1-399 (132 amino acids)
Source: RefSeq, a predicted model, not a curated record
AUGACCACCCCGUCGGUUGUCGGAAGGUGGGGCAGCGCGGAGCGAGAUGUUUGCAGUGGUUUGGGAGAUGUCCGUGUGUGGACCACUGGGAUAACGCUGCCCGUGCGCCUUGCACUUCCAAAGUGUAAAUUCAUGCUUCAGAGCAUGCCUGUUGCAAUUCAAGGAGAAGCACUGGAGUUUGUGGAAAUCUUGACAUACCUUGUUGGUUGUAUUGGCCGUGAUGGAAGUGUGUCCGAUGCGAUCAGCGCACGAAUCUCAAAGACGCGAAGGACUUUUGUCAAUUUGCGCUACUUGUGCCGUCGAAACGGCAUAUCACUGGGUCUCAAGAGUCGUGCGUACCAAGCUCCAGUAACGGCCGUAUUGUUGUGUGAUUAUGAGAUGGCCUGUGUAAACGGAUGA